AAUAAUGAAUUUUGAUCAAAUCCAAAUCCAUAAAUGACAAAUCCAAACACAGCUUUAUUUUCAAUUAAAUUUAGAUUUUGCGCAUAAAUCUUUUCAAACGGACCAAUAAUCACUAGGCAGUCUUCUGUAUUUUCUUUCCAACCAAACAAAUCCCCAUUUGCAGUGUUCAAACACAUGGCAUCACCUCCAAUUCCCACUCCAAGUCGGAGCCCCGAACUCAGGCAUGAUCCCGUCACGAACCGGUGGGUCAUUUUCUCACCCGCCCGAGCCAAACGACCCACUGAUUUCAAAUCCAAAACCCCUCAAAACCCUAGUUCCAACAACAGCCCGUGUCCUUUCUGUAUCGGACACGAGCAUGAAUGCGCCCCCGAAAUCUUCCGGGUACCAUCCGAUCCGAAUAACCCACAUUGGAAGAUCCGGGUCAUCGAGAAUCUCUAUCCGGCGUUGAGCAGAAGCCUUGAUAGCUCACCUGAGCAAAGCCUUCACUUAAAUUGUCCGGGUAGGACAUUGAGCGGGUUUGGAUUCCACGAUGUGGUGAUAGAGGCCCCGGUUCACUCGGUGCUGUUGUGCAAUAUGGCACCGAGUGAGAUUGGUGAGGUUUUGCUCGUGUAUAAGAAGAGGAUUGAGCAGAUUAUGAAUUGUGAAUCAAUCAAAUACGUGCAGGUGUUCAAGAAUCAUGGUGCUUCUGCAGGGGCAUCAAUGAGUCAUUCCCACAGUCAGAUAAUUGCGCUCCCAGUCAUACCUCCUUCUGUUUUUGCCCGACUUGAUGGUACAAAGGAGUACUUUGAUAAGACAGGGAAAUGUAGCCUUUGCGUGGUUCACAAAGAAAGGCUUUUCAUUGAUGAAUCAACCCAUUUUAUCUCAAUUGUUCCAUUUGCUGCGACAUUUCCUUUUGAGAUAUGGAUCAUUCCCCGGGAUCAUUGUUCUCAUUUCCAUGAAUUAGGUUCUGAUAAGGCCAUUGAUCUUGGGGGAUUGCUGAAGCUCAUGCUUAGAAAAAUGUCUGUGCAAUUGAAUAACCCACCAUUCAAUUUCAUGAUCCAGACAGCUCCACUUCAGGUUAAAGAAUCACAAUUACCUUAUACUCAUUGGUUUGUACAGAUAGUGCCUCAAUUAACUGGGGUGGGAGGGUUUGAAAUUGGAACUGGUUGUUACAUAAAUCCUGUUUUCCCUGAGGAUGCUGCAAAAGUUCUGAGAGAGGUCAAUCUUCCAAUGGUGGGUUGAAUUAAUCACUUAUACCAUAAAUUUUACUUACAUUUAAACAAGAGAGACAAAUAAGGUGUCGGUUUGUGCUGUGAUGCCUGUUUCAAAUAAAUUUGAAAUCCUUUUCUGUCA
Molecule: messenger RNA, 1332 nt
Organism: Jatropha curcas
Lineage: Eukaryota; Viridiplantae; Streptophyta; Magnoliopsida; Malpighiales; Euphorbiaceae
Product: putative galactose-1-phosphate uridyltransferase
Biological process (GO): galactose metabolic process
Molecular function (GO): zinc ion binding; UDP-glucose:hexose-1-phosphate uridylyltransferase activity
Source: RefSeq, a predicted model, not a curated record